ACUAACCAAAUAUGGCGAUGAUGAUGAUCAAGAAUCAUGUAAGAUCUAUUAGCUUACCUUCAAGAUCUCAUCCUAGCACAGCAGCGAUAGAGGAAUCGCUUGACAAGCUUCUUAUCAUCACCAUGAACACUUCGACGAUGACGUCAUCCGAUUCGGUUUACUCCGGUCUAUCGGGGCUGGAGGAUCUGUACGACUGCACGGAAGAGCUUCUUAAGAUGGGUUCGACGCAAAGUGUGUUGUCGUGUAGUGAUGGGAGGAAGAAGAAGAAGAAGAAGGUGAAAGGAGAGUUUAUGGAGGAGAUGCUUGAUGGUUCGUUGAGGCUAAUGGAUAUAUGCAACGUCUCGAGGGAUCUCAUGGUUGAGACUCAUGAGCGUGUUCUUGGUCUUCAAUCUUGUGUUAGGAGAAGGAAAGAUGUCGAUGUCUCGGGAUAUGUCGGGUUUAGGAAGAACAUGAGGAAAGAAGUGAAGAAGCUUCUUGGAUCUUUAAAGAACAUUAGUGUAGGGUUAGUGGUGAGCGAUCAUGAUUGUGAUCAAGAAGGUGAUAUUCACUUCUUGGCCGUGAUUCAUGCAAUGAGACGUGUCGUUUUGAUGACAAUUUCGGUCUUGAAGUCGUUCUUGGAGUUCUUGUCCGGACGACAAAACGGUAACGACAUAAGGAGCAAGUUGGCUUUAGUCCUCAUGAACAAAAAGUUUCAUGAUCACGAUAAGAUGGUCAGAAACGAGUUGGAGAAUGUAGAUUCAGCGAUUUGUGGAGAUUCUAUCUCUCAUGAUGAUCUUCAUAUGAAGCUUGAGGAAGUUCAGGUAUGUAUUGGAAGGUCCGAGAAGAGUCUAGAAGGGUUGUUUCGAGGGUUGAUUAGAACACGAGCCUCCCUUCUCAACAUAAUCUCUCAAUAG
Camelina sativa (false flax) is the source of this 893-nucleotide messenger RNA. RefSeq lists its product as uncharacterized. Gene Ontology annotation, biological process: root development; shoot system development. NCBI's taxonomy places the organism in Eukaryota, Viridiplantae, Streptophyta, Magnoliopsida, Brassicales, Brassicaceae. The record is from RefSeq and is a predicted model, not a curated record.